Messenger RNA from Cokeromyces recurvatus, 1019 nucleotides. RefSeq lists its product as uncharacterized. The transcript has a single exon. The record is from RefSeq and is a predicted model, not a curated record. The coding region runs from base 479 to 733 and encodes 84 amino acids. Lineage: Eukaryota; Fungi; Mucoromycota; Mucoromycetes; Mucorales; Mucoraceae.
GUAAUUCAUCUUUUCUAAUAUUGCUUAUGCUUAUAUCCAGAGCUUGUUUUAUAACAACUCUUCAAAUUUUUCAGGGCUGUUUCUCUCUACGGAUUGUAAACAUGCUUGCUUGAAUGUAAUUUUACAUUUCUCCUUUACAAAUUUGUUAAAGCCGCUUUUACUGAUAUCGAGUUUGCCAAACCUAUCAGUUAAUACAUUUGGCAUAUUGUCUAAUGUAAUGGAGUCGGAUUUUUUCGUCUGCCCAUUCAAUCAUGAGGUCCUUAUGCUCCCUGGUUAAGAUUGGUGAUCUACCCACUGGUCUUCCGCUGCUCGUAGCUCUUUGAAUAUACUCCUGAGGAGCUUUGUUGUUCUUGGCCAUCCAGCCUUAUGCUGUGCGGACAUUGGUAUUAAGAUACAUCGCAGAAGCACGAACGCUCAUUCCUUUUUUCCUCGACAAGAUAAAAGAGCUUCUCUUUCUCUGCAUUCUUAUAGUGUUUACAUGCUUUCGUUCCCUUAUUCGUUUGCUUUUUGUCGUUUGGCGGUAUUUCAGUUUUCGUUUUUUAUUUCUUUCUCGAGAGGAUUUCAAUUGUGCAUAACGGUCGUAAUCAGUUGCGCUUUCGACUGGAUAUAUCUCGUUAUCAACCUCCCAUUUGAAACUCUGUCACUUUGUUUCUUUCAAUGUCAUGUCGAAUUUCCCAAACCCUCUUCAAAAAUAAUGUUUACCUUCUUAAAUAUUGUAAAGAAAGAGAGUUAAUCUUUUUCAAUUAUGUACGCUAUUUUUUUUUCUUUAUUUCUUUAAGACAAUCUACUCUAUGUUAUAAGUAAAAAAAAAAAAAAAAAAAAAAAAAAAUCAAUCAAGCAUUGUAGAAGGGUUUAAGUUAGCGAUAAAUAGUGAGUAUAUCAACAUAUAAACUAUGAAAAGAAGUUAUCGAAUAUCAAGAAGUAUAGUACAUAAUAAAAGAUGGCAAUAGUUUCUUAUUAAAUGUAUGUUCACAUCAUGUACAUUAACUCUAGUCAAUUUAUAGAUUUUUCUUUAAUUA